This is a messenger RNA of Salvelinus sp. IW2-2015, 1096 nucleotides long. RefSeq names its product mediator of RNA polymerase II transcription subunit 4. The record is from RefSeq and is a predicted model, not a curated record. Gene Ontology annotation, biological process: regulation of transcription by RNA polymerase II. Lineage: Eukaryota; Metazoa; Chordata; Actinopteri; Salmoniformes; Salmonidae. Gene Ontology annotation, molecular function: transcription coregulator activity. Gene Ontology annotation, cellular component: mediator complex; core mediator complex.
GCUCCAUUUCCUGUUCUGCGCAGUGGCGUGGAAACAGUGAUGGCGGUGACUGAUAAAUCUACGAAAGAGCGGUUAUUAUCGGUACUGGACGAUUUAGAAGUGUUAUCCAGGGAAUUGAUAGAGAUGCUUGCACUGUCAAGGAGCCAAAAACUCCCCCAAGGAGGCGAGGACACCCAGAUCCUGGAGCUGCUGGUGAAGCGAGACAGAGAGUUCCAGGAGCUGAUGAGGGUGGCACAGGAGCAGGGCAAGGUGCACCAAGAGAUGCACGUCCUGGAGAAGGAGGUGGAGAAGAGAGACUGCGACAUCCAGCAGCUCCAGAAACAGCUGAAGGAGGCUGAACAUAUACUGGCGACUGCUGUAUACCAAGCAAAGGAGAAGCUAAAAUCUAUUGAUAAGGCCAGAAAAGGGAGUAUUUCCUCAGAAGAGAUCAUCAAAUAUGCCCACAGGAUUAGUGCCAGCAAUGCAGUGUGUGCCCCUCUCAACUGGGUACCAGGUGAUCCACGUAGACCUUACCCGACUGACCUGGAGAUGCGCAGUGGAAUGUUGGGUCACAUGAGCAAUCUGCCAACUAAUGGCGUGAACGGACACCUCCCUGGAGAUGCACUGGCUGCUGGGAGAUUGCCGGAUGUGCUUACACCCCAGUACCCCUGGCAAUCGUCCGACGUCUCAGUGGGUAUGCUCCCCCCGCACCAUGGCAACGACUUUGGGCUGGAGCCCCCCGGCCACAACAAAGAGAACGAGGACGACGUGGAAGCCAUGUCUACAGACUCAUCCAGCAGCAGCAGCGACUCGGACUGACUGGCUGAGUGUGUGUCUGUCCAUCAGCCCGCCCACCUGUGUGUAUAUAUCUGUAUCAUCAGCUGACUGUGUGUUGGGAAUUGGACACUCCCAGUACCUCGUAGAGCCAGCGAUCCAUCACACCCAUAACCUAUACGAAAAGCUAGAGUUUGAUCACUCUGACCCUCUCUUUUCCCAGCUUGUUGAUGAAACAUUUGUACUAAAUUAUCUGUCAUCCCCAAUGUAAUACACUAUAUAUACUUUUGAAUGUGGGCACCCCUUCAAAUUAGUGGAUUUGGCUAUUUCAGCCACACCCGUU